CCGCUGUAGAAAGGUUUUCGCGUAGAGAAAUUUUCGCUCUGUGGAGGUGAGAGCUCCAACGUGCAUCGUGCCUUUGGCAAAGGCGGGAAAAAGGCCGUAUUGCCCCUGCGUGGAGUGCGUAGCAUCACGCAGUCGAGUGGGGUAUCGGUACCCCCCCCUGUAUGUGCCAUAAAAGUUCUUCAACUCAAGGAGGCAAUUAUGAGGGAUGACCAACGACCCUAUCUAGGCGUGUGGGGUUACGUUAAAUCCAGCGAUGAAAACAAUCGGGGUACGGUGGACUGCCAGCCAGGUCCUUCACGAGGAGGUCGUAUCGUUACCAUCACACCGGAAAACCUCCAUCCUCUGUACAGCCCUCCCGUAGGGGUGCAAGUGCAAGGCAUUCCACCAAUCCAUCCACCUGUGGCGUCAAUCCAUUCGACUAUGUCAGCGUGCGGGAUGAACCUCCCGGUUCAUCCAGGUGGUCCUGUAAAUCUUCCAGGACAUCCAGGACAUCCUGGUCUUGUUGGACCUCCGGGACUAACUAGCACCACAAAUACCGGAGCUCUGAGCGGCCUAGGACCGAAUCCUCAUGGCUAUCACCGACCCUCUGUGGAUCAUCUUCCGUCUUUGCACCACGCUGGCGCUCAAUUACAACAACAGCAGCAGCAGCAACAAUUAGCUAUCGCUGGCCAACUGCCACCUCAGCAGCAUAUGCUGGGAGAUCUGGCGGGUGUGGGCCAGUCAGUCAGCCAACAAACUGAUGAACAGCCCGAAGAGGAAGAAGAUGAUAUUAUCGACGAUGUUGAUGAUGGCCCAGCUGAUGAUUCAUCGCAUUCGGGUAGCAUUUGUAAAGGGGGGCCCCCAGGAGGCGAGUCUAGUCGAAAGGAGCAACAUAGACUUUUGACACUUGAGCAGAAACGUGAGUUGAUUCGUAUGUCUGAAGAGGAACGAGUAAAAGCCCGCGACCUUAUGGAGCUUUUUUCCAUAGGCAAAACGCAGGUAUACGCUAUCCUGAAACAACGAAAUCAUAUCAAAGAGGAGUAUUCGCAGGCGAAGAACGACCACGAAAAACAGGCCAAACGCAAGGUGCGUUUUACCGGUAACGAGGACAUCGACGACAUUGUCCACAGGUGGUAUGUGGGUGCGAAGUCGAAGAAUAUGUUCGUCACCGGCACCCAAGUUAAAGAGCAUGCAAAGGUGGUCGCGGACGCCCUUGGCAGGCGGAGUUUCAAAGCGUCCAACGGAUGGUUGGAGUGUUUUCGUAAACGACACAACAUCGUAAUACCUCGAAGUAAAAACGCAAAAGACAACGCCCGAUUUAUUAUGCCGGAACAUGGAGAAUUGAGCACAUUGCAGUCACUUUGGACACAGCAGUUACAAAUGCAUAUAUGCGACUAUUCGGAGGCGAACAUCUACUGUUUAGACGUAACAACACUUCACUACCAGGCGACUCCCCGCUGUAUAAACAGUUGCCUCGGUGAUGCUCUUUACCCGCCUGGUCCAAAGCUGUCCCUAUUGCUAUGUGCAUCAGCCUCCGGUGAAAAAGAGCUUCCGCUCAUUGUUGGCAGUGCGCAGCUGCUACCCCAAUUCAUCAACCGGAUGAAGAUCAUUUUUCGGCGAAGUCAGACACAAGACGGCGAAAUCUCUCCGGAAUGCAUCGAAGAGUAUAUUCGCAUGCUAAGUGAGCGGAUGCGGCGAGAAAAUCGCUCUAUCGUUUUAUUCCUGUUGUUGCCUCCACGGGCUCAUUUUGUGCUUGGUAAGCAUUUCGCAAACGUCAAGCUCGUGCAUUGGCAACAGGUAACAGCAAGUACGCAGCCAAUGCAACAAGGCGUAUUUCACCGUUUUAAACUAAGUUAUCGCAUUCUGGCGCUACGAAACAUGAUAGCCAAUGGAGGCCCACAGGCGAUUUCAUUGGUCGACGCCCUUCAGUACAUCGCUCGAGUUUGGCAUGUUCACAUACUUGAAGUCAGCAUACGAAAAGCUUUCUACAAAGCCGGAUUCCCAGUCUACCUACAGAACUCAUUUGAUAACCUAAAUCGAACUGAAACUGACAUUGCUGAAGAACUUCGCGAACUGCAGCGCCUAGUGGGAGUUUAUUCAGGUGACUGUGGCUCAGAGCUAGCAAGAGAUUACGUAGAGCUGGAGAGGGCAGUCGAACAAGGGGGUUACGUCGAAACAAGCACGGCACACCACCUCAAUUAUGGAGGCUAUACUGCUUCAAGCAGCUUGACUGAUGAAUAUGGGAACCUCUUCGGCGUGGGCCAUAACGAGGAUCCUUUGGCGUUGUCUCCAGCAAUUUCGUCGUAUCAGGGAGCUCUCCUUGAGCUUCGGAGACUACAGCAGUUUUCUUUAAAGGUCAAUGACUACGAAUUACAAGAAAUUCUAUUUAAUGCAAGAUGUGCCGCAGAGGACCGAAACGCAGCCCGGAUGAUUGCUGAGAAAUACCUUAAUAUCAUGCAAUAGGUAAACACGUCCAGCACCUGUGAUAAGCCUCAGUGCCAUAACGGUGCACUUAAAUACUGUUUCUACAUUGUUAAUAUUUUAUUAAUUUAUUUAAUUAGUUGCAUUGUGAGUAGAAUACGUUCUAUCUGGACUAACGAUGAUAUAUGCAACUGUACAAAACUUUAGAGAAUCUUGAUAGUGUGGGGCAAUCCGGUUCCACUAUGCCGAGUAGUUAAAUAUGUAUUUGCAUAAACGAGUCAUUAAUAUAGGCUAUUUGAUUUCUUACAAACACUUCUUGCAAAAAUUCAUCAUAAAAUACUUCGAGUUACACUCGGUAUCCGUUGACUUCUGUAUGAAGAUGUAAAUGGCUUGUAAAAUUUGUAUCAUAUAUAAUGAUUUAAUCCUAUGCUCCUGUAUAUAUCCAAAAUAAAUUG
Molecule: messenger RNA, 2855 nt
Organism: Varroa destructor (honeybee mite)
Lineage: Eukaryota; Metazoa; Arthropoda; Arachnida; Mesostigmata; Varroidae
Cellular component (GO): nucleus
Molecular function (GO): DNA binding
Source: RefSeq, a predicted model, not a curated record